CUCAUAUGAACAGCUGGACACAAGGACAUACAAUGUUUGCGUUGGUCAUUUGUUUCCUGGGUUUUCUCCAUAUGAGCGCUGCCUGUAGCAUGGUGAGCGUCUGCACGGAGCUGUCGUCUGUCCAGCAGGAGAUUGUGGAUGUGCACAAUGCUUUCCGCAGGGCAGUGCAGCCGUCAGCCAGUAACAUGCUGAAAAUGAGCUGGAGUGAUGCAGUGGCUGAGUCGGCUCGAGGAUGGAUUAAUAAGUGUAACAUGACACACGGACCACCAAGCAGCCGCAUGCUCAACGGAUAUGAAAUGGGUGAAAACCUCUUCAAGGCCACUGGGAUUAGUUCAUGGACAUCAGUGGUAGAUGCCUGGCAUAGUGAAGUCAACAAUUAUAAAUAUCCCAUCGGAUCCAUCAAUGGUCACGCGACUGGACAUUAUACACAGGUGGUGUGGUACAGCUCGUAUGAAGUCGGCUGUGCUGUAACUCCUUGUGGAAGCAACUACUUCUAUGGAUGUCAUUACUACCGCGCAGGGAAUUUCAGAACAGUGCCGCCAUAUUCACUGGGCUCUCCGUGUGCCUCCUGUCCAAACAACUGUGAAGACAAUCUGUGCACUAAUCCCUGUCCGUACAUCAACAGUUACGUGAACUGUGAUGCUCUGAAAGCAAAAGCCUCUUGCGAAAAUGCCGCAGUGAAGCUAGGAUGUCCAGCCAGUUGUUUGUGUGACAACAAAAUCAUCCCUAUUGCUAAAAAAUGAAAUCUUCCAUAACCGCACAUCUAUUCGAUUAUGUCUUUGCUAUGAUAUGAACUAUAUAGUCAUUCUGUUUCUGCUCCUUCAAUGUGGAAUACCUCAAAUACUGUAUGAUUUACAAACGCAAUAGGGUACUGUACUUUCAUCAUGUCAUGGAAAAGGCCAGUCUGCAUUGUUUUGCAUUAUUACCUCAACCUUUUUGUUUUCAGUAAAGCUUCUACAAUCACA
This is a messenger RNA of Danio aesculapii, 965 nucleotides long. RefSeq names its product cysteine-rich venom protein ophanin. Lineage: Eukaryota; Metazoa; Chordata; Actinopteri; Cypriniformes; Danionidae. Bases 6 to 743 code for a protein of 245 amino acids. Gene Ontology annotation, cellular component: extracellular region. The record is from RefSeq and is a predicted model, not a curated record. The transcript has 8 exons.